GUACCAACACUAACAAAAAACGAGAAAAAAAUACAAAGGUGUGUUUGAAAGCUAACAAUAGAACAAACUCUUGGCCAAUUGGAAAGUAGGCUCAGACAGACUCAGUGAGUUUCCUGUUUGAAAAGAAUAAGGGGGAGGAUGAUGUAGUGGGUUUUGCUUUGUGAGAGGAACAGAGGGCCAACACAGACAGACGCUCACCGCCACCUCUGAAGCUACAAACUUCAGCAUCCUAUCCAUCACAUGACAUCGGGACCUUAAUAGACUAUAGACACCUCCGACUGUAAUGGACAUCCUCAGCUUCAUCACAGGGUGCACACUUGUCUCGCUUGGUCACUGUUGGAUAGUGAAGGUGCCCAAUACUGUGAAGGCAGUAGAUGGUAGUUGUGUAGAAGUGUCCUGUCACACCGCCCCCCACCACAGGGUCAUCUGGUACCGGUAUCAUAGCAUUCUCUAUCCCAAGGUUUAUAAUGGCAAGGAACCGACCAGUGUGGAGAGCAGCUUUAGAGGGCGUACAUCAGUGCCAGGUAAUGCAUCAGAGGGUGACUGUACACUGAGGGUUGAGAGAGUGACAUGGACAGACAAUAACCUCCAGCUCUACGUGUUGAUCAACCCUGAUGAGUCAGCUACACAAAAUUUCCAUCGUCAGAUCGCAAGGAUUACAAUUGAAAAUAGAAGAGCUCCUGCCUUAUCCAUGAAGAAUGCAAUGGUGGAUGGAGCCUUAUUCCAGGCCAACCGUACUGUCUAGCAUUCCUGCCCAUCCUCUCCUCCAUCCCUUCGCUGGAGCCGUUUGCCUGUCAAUUCUACAGCAGUGACUUCCAUGGAGGAAAAGGGAGGGCUGUGGGUGUCUACUGAGACAAUACAAGGAAGAGGAACGUGCCAACUGCACAAAAAAAAGAGAUGAAAUGCAUAGCUCAAUUCGCUACUUUACAAACUGAGAGUCAACCAGUCAUUCUUAACAUCUCAUAUGCCCCUGUAGGUGUGGAGGUGAUGGUGGAUGAACAGCCAGUCAGUGAAGGUCAUAGUGUCAACCUGGAGUGUGUUGCUGACAGCAACCCCCAGCCAGGCAGGUAUGUGUAGAUCAGACGACAGGGAGGCCAAAGCAUCCAAAUGAAUUCAACUCAGGGCAAAAUGUCCUAUCCCAACAUUAGCAGAGACACCUCAUUCUCCUGCAUUGUCCAAAAUAAUAUUGGAUCAAAUCAGUCAGCCUGGCUGUUAAUGGAUGUCAACUGUAAGUAUCUCAUUGUAUGUGUCUAUGUGUGGUUGCACAGUUUCCAAUGGAACUAACAUUAUAUUUGUACUAUGAGAUGCUAAUUCUAGCGACACAUUAUGUGUGUAAAAUAGAAGAAAGGACUCCUUCCCACACUAACAUAGUUCUAUUGUCAUUGUUUCUCACUCACAACAGGAAGGAAGGCAAAUGUGUAGUGUCAAAAAACAUUUUUAAACCCUUUGUGUCAUUCUGUCACUCCAGUCCCCCCAGCAAUCCUCUCUGACUCCACUUGCUCCUUGAAGGCUGGGAUUCUGCACUGUGUGUGUGUAGAGCAGAAGCCCGACCUAAUGCCAUUCUGCACUGGACAAUCAACGGAAGCAGCACUCUCCCAUCCUCCUUCACUUCCAUCACCAUAUACAGAGAAAAUAUGGUGUCAGCAGAACUCACUGGGCCUGUGGAAAGAGGCCCGAAUGUCUCCUGUGUAGCCAGUAACUCACUGGCCACUGACAUCCAGCAGCUGCCCCUUGACACAAAAUUCACAGCUGGACAGUUUCUGCCAUGGAUGCUGACUGCUCUGGCAGUGUAAGUGUCUUUCUGUGGGGAGCUGUAAUGUUUGUACGCAGAAUACGUUGCAGAGAGUGGUUUGUAUGGUUCUUGAUGAUGAUGAUGUCACAUAUUAAACCAAUAUUGGGUGUGUCAUUUUGAAUGAUGUCUCCCUUCUACAUUAUCUGUAGGCCAAAGGCCAGCUCUAAUCUCCCCACUUUGGAUAUCCCUCUAAGCAGAGACAGGUGUGCUGGAGUCAGAGCAGAUUCCCACCAGCUGAAACCUGUUCCAAUCAAGACCUCUACAAAUACUCAGCCCUGCCACUUCCACGCCGUCAGAUCGUAAUCUCUGCGCAUUCUGCCCACUCUGACUCUGGUCCCUGUGUCCAGUCCUACUUCAGUCCUGCCACUCUGUCCUGGAUCCCCCACUCUACGGCUCCCUGGGAUUCCCCUCUGGAUCUGCUUACCCUGUCCCAACAUGUCUCGCUCCAGCCUCGGCCUCCGGACCUGGUUUACUGCAACCUGCCUUAGCUCCCCCUGGCCUGCCCUCAAUCUUCCCCCUGUGUUUUAAUAAAUACCUUGGUCACCUCAUCCCAGUCACCUGUUCACCUGGGUUCACCUGUUCCGCUUCUUGUGACACAAAAGGGUUCUAACUGGAACCAAAAAGGGUUCUCCUAUGGGGACAGCUGAAGAACCCUUUGGAACACUUUUUCUAAGAGUGUAGCACCUUAAUUAACCCCCUAGUCAAAGGGACACCUUAUGUUGACAGUUAUGCAAAACUUCAUUGAUUUAGGCCCAGUGAUGGCUGUUACACUUGGUUUAUUAUACUGUUGCUUAUCUCAUUAUAUACAAACCACCCAUUCAUUGACUGCUUACUUGUUCUAAUAAAAUGAGCUAGAGAGAACAUUUUUUCAAGUUAAAUUAGGAGCAUGUAAUUAGAAAGAGGUGGACAGUCCUCCCCAACCAAGCUGAGGAGAGUAGUGACUUUAAUCUGCACAAAUAACUUUCCGUGAAGCCUGUGUAGCGGAUAGCCUUGGACUUUCCACCAUAUCCUCUGUUUGAUGAACUGUUGAUAGCUUGAAAGCCAUGGUGGUGAGAAGUGGGGUGAUUCUGUCUGUCUACAUCAUCACCUUCCUGAUUGGCCUGCCUGGCAACAUCCUGGCACUUUACGCCUUCAGCGUCAAGAUCCACAAAAAACCCACUCCCACAGACAUCCUCCUGCUCAACCUGACUGUGUCCGACCUUAUCUUCCUGCUCUUCCUGCCCCUCAAGAUGCACGAGGCAGCCUCCGGCAUGGUCUGGACUCUCCCCAGGCUUCUCUGCAAUGUUACCUCUUUCGUCUUCUUCUCCACCAUCUACACCAGCUCCCUCCUGCUGAUGGUGGUCAGUGUUGACCGCUACCUGUGUGUGGCCUUCCCUGUCCAGUACAGGCUCCGCCGCAAGCCCUUGUACGGAGUGGUGAGCAGCCUGUUGGUGUGGGUCUUCAGCUCGGUCCACCUCUGCUUCAUCUACAUCGUGGAGAACCAGACCUCAUCUGAUUUAUAUACCUGCUAUAACAACUUCACCCAGGAGCAGCUGAAGGUGGUGCUUCCCAUGCGCUUGGAGCUGUGUGUGGUUCUAUACAUCGUGCCACUGCUGGUCUGUGUGUUCUGCUACCUGAACUUCAUCCUCAUCCUCAAUAGGACCCCUAACCUUUGUGCAGAGAAAAGGAAGAGAGCCGUCGGAAUGGCUGUAGGGACCUUGCUUGUUUUUGUUGUCUGCUUCCUGCCCUAUAAUGUCACCCAUGUACAGGGGUUCAUCAUCCAAGACAACGUGGAGUGGCGGCUCUACGCUCUGCUCCUGACCACAGUCAACACCGUCCUGGAUCCUGUGACGUUCUACUUCUCCUCCUCCAUGUUCCAGGCCACCAUGAAGAGGAUCUUAACUGGGAAGCGAAGGAACAGCACACCUGGUGUCUUCAUGACAGCUCAAAACAACACUAGAGACAUAGAGGGACAUAGUAACCCAGCCACAACUGAGGGAGGUUUGUCUGACAAGUGACAGAGCUUUUGAUGACAAUUGAAGACUUCCUAAUAUGGAUGCCAUAUUACGGGGCAGACAGUCACCAGUUCACAGCCAAUGAUGUAGACAAGAGAGAGACCUGCCAGCAGCAUACCUGCCAGGAGAAUACCAACCUACAUCCCACUGCUCACUUAACUAUGAAGCUAAGCAGGGUUGGUCUUAGUUGGUCCCUGGACACAUACAACCACAUGGACACAUACAGUAACAAUUAGUGGUUUGUUGCUACAGUACUCGUCAAGUGUUAGCAAAAUGCUAAUACACAUAUGAUGUUACAUCAACCUUGGGCACAUGGAAAAAUACAUGUUAGGAUUCUGUUAUCAUUUACAUGACUGUUCUCUUGGGAAGUCAAUGUCUGUUUCCACACUAUUUACAAAAUCGAUAUUAAAAUUAGACAUUGGUAUUUCCCUCCCUCCUACACAUAUGUAAUAUCAGAUGUAAGCACAGCAAUGUUUUGCAUUUUAGUUAAUCGUUACCAUGCACUCUCAACUCCUCAUGUUUGCACUGUUCAAUAAGUCUGCUGUACACUCAAACAGGUCUGCUUGUCUGCUAUAUAUGCUAGAAAAUGGAAAUAGAACAUUCUGCUGUUUUGACCAAAGUAACGACCUUCUUGGGAAGUCUGAAUACACAUGGCUGAGCUCUCCAAUUCCUGAUUAAAAAUAAAUACACAUCCACAGCCAGGUAGGUUAUGACCAUUUGGAAUUAAGAAUGUGUUAUCCUUCUCCUUUUAAGGUUGUCACUGUUGAGCUGCAAGUGUACUGUGGGGAGAAUGUAGCUAUAAGCAAAUUGUGAUUCAUUCAUUGGUAAUAAGGAGUUGGCUGAGAUAUUGUAACAAAAAUACAUUGAUCAUUGAAAACGGC
Molecule: messenger RNA, 4667 nt
Organism: Oncorhynchus masou masou (cherry salmon)
Lineage: Eukaryota; Metazoa; Chordata; Actinopteri; Salmoniformes; Salmonidae
Product: free fatty acid receptor 2-like
Exons: 9
Coding region: 2836-3789 (317 amino acids)
Biological process (GO): cellular response to fatty acid; G protein-coupled receptor signaling pathway
Cellular component (GO): plasma membrane
Molecular function (GO): G protein-coupled receptor activity
Source: RefSeq, a predicted model, not a curated record